AUGGUUCACAAAGUCCUCUUCUGGGGCGGCUUCGGCAUCGCCGUCCGUCUCUGGCAACUCGGUAUCGAAAUGCGUCCCAUCCUAGCCAAGGAGUCCCUCUGGGUGUACCCCCUCUUCGCCGGAGUCGGAGGCAGCUUUGGUUACUGGCUGCAGGGCGUCGAGAACCGUCAAUUGAGAAUUCUUGCACAGCGCCGGGAAGCUAUCCUGGAGAAGCGCCGGAGGAGAGACGAGCGCGAGUCGGUGGGGUUGAGCAAGCCUGAAGAGGCGGGUGUUUUGGCUGCGGCGGCAUAA
Molecule: messenger RNA, 291 nt
Organism: Aspergillus tubingensis
Lineage: Eukaryota; Fungi; Ascomycota; Eurotiomycetes; Eurotiales; Aspergillaceae
Product: putative NADH-ubiquinone oxidoreductase 14 kDa subunit
Exons: 2
Coding region: 1-291 (96 amino acids)
Source: RefSeq, a predicted model, not a curated record